AUGGAGAAAUCUUCUUCAACAUCCAUCUUUACCACAAAUGCACUUGAAUCUCAUGAUUCUGGUAAGUCGGGUUUCACAUUUUAUACAACAGGGGUUGAAAAAAAGUGUUGUUACACAGAGUAUGAUGAGAAUUUAAACCGAUUUAGCGGAAGAACAAGGAUUAAUUUAAGACCCCCCCAAAGUUAUUCAAUUCUGGGUUCCUGCAAUGGUUUAGUUUGCUUCAAGUGUAAAUUUCAUAAUGAACCUGUUUAUAUUUGUAAUCCUAUUACCAGAGAAUAUAUUGUCCUUCCAAGGGUUGUAGGAUUAGACUUGUUAACUGGGUUUGGUUACUGUCCUUCAACCAAUGAGUACAAGGUUGUUACCAUUGGAUGGAGAAAUAUUCUUGUAUACACUCUUGGUAGUGGUGGCAUUGGAUGGAGAAAUGUUAAACACAUGGACCGUGAUAUAAUAUCUAGAAGACAAAUUGGUGAGUUUGCGAAUGGAUCUAUUCAUUGGGUGGACAAGAGAGGAACCAUUUUUGUGUUCAAUUUGGCUGAUGAAGAGUUACACAGACUUCCUACACCACCUUGUUUGCAUCGAGCUCGUUUUAUUGUUAGAGUUUUAGGCGAUUUUUUAUGUGCAACAAUUGAUGAAGAUUGCGUUCGUGCCAUAUGGAGAUUAAAGAAUUGUAAAGAUAAUGAGGAUGGUUCAGCGUAUGCUGCUGUGAUAGAUACAAUGUAUGCAGGAAAAACCAUGAAAACUGAGAGCUUUCUUCUCAGUGGUUUGAUGGAUACAAUGUAUCAUUAG
Messenger RNA from Papaver somniferum (opium poppy), 786 nucleotides. RefSeq names its product F-box protein At3g07870-like. Bases 1 to 786 code for a protein of 261 amino acids. The transcript has 2 exons. The record is from RefSeq and is a predicted model, not a curated record. NCBI's taxonomy places the organism in Eukaryota, Viridiplantae, Streptophyta, Magnoliopsida, Ranunculales, Papaveraceae.